Patiria miniata (bat star) is the source of this 5711-nucleotide messenger RNA. RefSeq names its product hepatocyte nuclear factor 6-like. The record is from RefSeq and is a predicted model, not a curated record. Gene Ontology annotation, molecular function: DNA-binding transcription factor activity, RNA polymerase II-specific; RNA polymerase II cis-regulatory region sequence-specific DNA binding. The annotation marks the transcript as partial. Gene Ontology annotation, biological process: regulation of transcription by RNA polymerase II. The transcript has 3 exons. Lineage: Eukaryota; Metazoa; Echinodermata; Asteroidea; Valvatida; Asterinidae. Gene Ontology annotation, cellular component: nucleus.
UGUGGUUAUUUAACAGCGCAGCCUUGCCGCACCGUGCAGCGAAGGCUAUCUAUAAGCGGCGCAGCAAAUACCGAAUUUACACACACAAGACCUGCAGCCUGUAAGAAGAAAGAGGAGGAGGCCAAAAUCUCGCAGCCCCAGAACCACAUCAAGAAGCCGCGGCUGGUCUUCACGGACAUCCAGCGUCGGACACUGCACGCCAUCUUCAAGGAGACCAAACGGCCGACCAAAGAGAUGCAAGUCACCAUCGCCCAGCAGCUGGGCCUGGAGCUCAGCACCGUCAGCAACUUCUUCAUGAACGCCCGCCGGCGCUCGCUGGACAAGUGGCAGGACGAGAUGGGGAACAGUACCCACGGCAACCCCAACGGGAACGGCGGCUGCGGAGCCAACACCCCGACGACGAUAACCCCCAAGAGCGAAUUCAAGGCGUAGGGUCAGAGCUAAGAUUUAUUUAUUGAUAUCGGAAUCUAGAAACAAAGUUUUUAAAAAUCCUGGGAUACCAUCUUGGAAAGACGCCGAGCAAACUCUCCCCCCCCCCCCCAUGACAACAUCCCCUGAAGAGCACAUUCAAGGCAUAAAUUCAAGUCUUAGCCAAUGACACAAUACACUUAUUUACAUUUGAAUUCAGGAAAUACAAGAUAUUAAGUACUGGGAAACCUUUUUUGAAAGAAUUCAUGUAGAAAACCUUUUAGCCGACACGUGCCAGCGUUGUGCUAAAAGAUAGAUGCUUACGUAAUACUCAGCUCUAUUCACAUUUUUAAGUCUAAAAUGUGUAUUGGCUCCAUGCAUGAAUAAGAGAGGGCGCUUUUUUACCACUGUCAAGAGCCCCAUGGACGGGACGCACCGCGUGCGCGUACUGGUUCCCACACCUAAAGCGCAAAGUACGCACGACUUAUUAUAUUUGAAUGUGUACAAAGCCAUAGCAUCUUCGCGUGAGUGUCAGGCGUUGUCGGCAAUGCGUUGCAUUGUCGACUCCCAGUGGUCUCCCCCAACUCUCCAUUUCUCGCCGUUGAGGGGUAGUUGCAAUGCACGGAGUCCAUACAUGUAGACAAGCGUAUUGGGCCAAAGUUGACUUCACAUGCUAAAGCAGAGCAACAAUGCCAUGUGAAGUUUUGAUCAGCAUGAGGGUUGCAAUUUAUGGAAGUGCUAAGUCAAAAAAUUUGCUGGGGAAGUUUGCUUGAAUCGUUAAUCGAGAAUCAGUCACAAACAAGUACAUGUAGGUGACAUGACAAUUGGGUUUUUGUAGCUGUUCUUGCAAACCAAGAUUUCUAUAUUUCUCAGCAAAUGUGUACUCACAUGCAACUAUAUGAAAUUUGGCCCACGAACUGACUUUACAAUGUACUUUCUCAAUACUUGAACGUGUGAUAAUAUUCUUACAGCUACCCCAAAAGUUAAAAACCAUUUCUUAUUUGUUUCUUGGUUAGACACUAUACUUUUUGUAUGUUCAUUGCACAAGCAGGAUUUUUUCCCAACAAUGACAUAUUAGUAUUUCCAAAACCUAAUAUUGGAGCAAUUCUCUCAAUUUCUUAUAUGGACAUGUAAAUAUAAUAUCUCAGGAAAGAUGUACAUUAUUUUAUUGUACAGGUGUUUUAGGUGUUUGGUUUCAUUUCAGUAAAAUCCUCACCGGACUUUUUGGUUUGGAUCUUGCAAAGAAAAAUUGCAGAAACUAUAGGCCUAUUGUCCGACACUUGGAAAAGUAAAUCAGUUUUUCUUUAAAGGCCCGUCUCAAUUCAUAUCGGGGUAGAGUUCCAAACACGUUGCAGGUAGAAUCAUUCACUUUGUCAGGGAAGAAGCUUGCAUUUGUCUUGGACAUGUUCCGCGGAAAUUUUAAUUAGCAACAGCUUGACUCACCAAUACUGAUAACUUCUUUGCAAGAAGAUUGCGGGGAAGUUGUUCAAAAUCUUGCAACUUAUACCCGAUACUAUGUCUGCAACUUGUCCAUAGCUCGUCCAGGAUAUAAAUUCAGUCGGUCCCUGAACAUUUUACAGCUGUAAUUUAGGGGCGGAAUUUUCAUAGAGUAUGGGAAAUGUUUGCCCCAUAAAAUUUCACUCAGCAAUUAUGACAGUGUUAAGACCCAACCUUAUUUUGACUUUAUUUGGAGGAAACAUCCGAUGAAAUCAUUUUCCCAGCUAAAAGCAGCAUUUUUCUACUUGCAUGUACAAAUGUACCAGUAGUGUUGGCUUUGGGCCCCAUAAUCAGAAUAUCUUGGCUCAACCAGUCAAAAACAAAAUUUGCUUUUUCGAAACCAAUAUUUUUUGAUGGAGUAUUGGCAAAUCCGUUUGAUCGGGUUGUGUAUACAAAAGUAACACAAAACUGCAAUAAGUUCUUCAUGUAUUUCUACCUCUUUUCAAUACUCUUUUAGUCGGACUAGUGGCAAAACUUCAAUAGGUUUUUGUUUUUCCUUUUUGUAGAAACUUUUUGUUAAAAUCAACAGAGUGGCAAUAUGAUACUUUCUUUUCACUGCUUUAUCGUGGUGGAUCUAUUUUACGUGUGUGCUUUUGUUCACCUAAGGACAAGUUUCAUUGAUUUCUUAAACAUUCCAUAAUGCUUUAGAUUUUUUUUUUCUCGGUCACAGUACAAGUUUGUGUAUAUUUUUUUGCCGUAUUUAAGCACAUAAUUUAUUACAGUUUUAUUUUGAAAAACCAAACUGCUCACUAUUUAGCUGUUUGAAUCAGAAGAGAUCGCUCGUUCGCUCGCUGGUGAACUUCAGACCAAAAUCAUUCCAGAAUCGUGUUACAAAUAAAGAAUUGGAAAUUAGAUUUUUGGAAAGUGUUUUGGUUGAUUUGCGUGCCGUUCCGUGCUGCAGGCUACAUACUUAAAACAUAGACUUGGUGAGGUUUUCUGUAGAUACUUAUGUAUUUUGAAGAAAAAAAAUAGUAAUUUAUUUGUAAAGACAAAACAGUGUAAUACCAAAGUGAGAAAAAAAGUGGGCAGAGGAACAUUUAAACAUAUUUGUCCAUUUUUAAUUAAAUUUUUCUUUUUUUAACAUGAUUUUUUUUUCAUGUUAAGAGUGGGUAAUUCUUCGAAGAAUUUACACUCAAUCUGCGGCCAGCAUAUACUUAACAUAUUUAAGAGUUAGCUUACUUCUUAUUUCAGAUUCUGUAAAUUUGUUUGCAAUUUUUUUUUUAGUUUGUGUUUGAUUUAGCUUUUGAUUAGACGGUUUGAUUAAAGUUUAGACAACAAGUUCUCCAAUUCUAAGAAUUGGCCUAGAAUGCACGUUUACUUUUAGAAUUUUUUUAAAACAAUUGAAUUUCACAUUUCAAAAUGUGUUUUAUUUUGCUAAUUCAGCACAUGUCAUUAUUAUUUCAUCACCAUGGCGAUAUGCACCCGUCAAAAAUUACUCUAACCCCAAGCUUUCAAACUUUUGGUUCAGUCAAAUUGCAGAAGUCAGGAUGCCAGUUGGAGCCCUUAAAAUGCAAAGGCCAUUGAAGAAAUGUCGGCUUCAGUUGCGGCUGUAGCUUAAAAUCACUUAGUAAGAUCCGACCCUAUAAGCUGAUACCUAGGUUUAGGAAAUUGCCAAAAUAAGCAAAUGUCAGAUCAGAAUAACAAAUGGCAAGUGCAUUGCAUAUCCAUUUUCUUUUCAAUACUUCCAAGUCACCGGGGUUUCAUUGCCAAAUUUGUAGAGUAGACUUUGUUAAAAUUAUCGGUUAUGAAUUUCAUCUGUGAGAUUGGCAUAAAUUCUGUUUGAAUUUCUUGUAUUUGAUUUGAAUUAGCAAUGCUGGUUAUAAACCAGUAUUGAGAAUUUCUUCCAGCUUCAUCAAGAGGCUUUUGUCUGUUUCAUAUUAAAAGUAUAGGGAGGCAAUGUUUAUACAGUGGUGAUGAGAACCAAAUUCUCCCUACGUAUAUGUACAAGUUGUUGGUUUAAAAAAAAUGCAGCUUUUGAAAUAUUCAUAGGAAUUGUUUAACCUGUGAAGACUUUUAUUGCAAAAGCCGACAUUGUUUUUUGGUUUCCCCCUCGGAAUUGUAAUUAUUUGGUUGUACAAAGUUUGAACUGAAAUUUGAGAAAGACACAUUUCGGAACUUUUUACUAUUGUGUGCGUUUGUUUUGUGCAAUACAACCUACUGUAAAUACACAUUAAUGAGCAAGUUUCAUCAAGAACUAAUUUUGGUCUUACUGUUGGUCCUUUGUUGACAGCAUUGCACCUAUGUGCUAAUGUUAAACUUCAAACAAGCUUCAUUUCAUUAUGUUCAAUUGUCAUUACAAAAAUGGCAUGGUCCUGGUACCCUGCCAUACAUGUACUUGUUACAACAUUGGUAUGGCUGUUGGUAACCAGUGCUGCAAGCAACUUUUAGUCUGGUUUCAAAUAUUUGACAACACUAGCCAACCAACGACAAGCUCCUUUUUGUUUUACGAAUAUUAGUUUAAAAAAAUCAUAGUUCUUGAUUAAACUUGCUCAGAUUUUAGAAGCCUGACGUGGUGUGUGAUUGGUCGACUGUUGUGAAUAUUUAAUUAGGAAUUUUUGGACCUAAAAAAUUUGACCAUGGGACAUAUCCUGCCUGGUUUUUUUUUUGUCUUUUUUUUUCUAAGCAUUUUGUUGGUUGGUUUUUCAAAAUUAUUUUGGUAGUUUAUUAUCUUGGAAAAACAUUGUCACAUACUCUUUUGUUUUUGCUGUGCAAUGCCUCAGUACAUAAUUGGUGUGUAACACUUCAGUUGGGAGUUCAUCAGGUAGAAGUAUAGAGAAUUUAAAAUCAUAGGUUUUGAAAACGUAAAAUACAGGCAACGUCAGACUAGUCGCAAGCCUAGUUUAGAUGCUCCGUACCUACCCUGGGUCUUUCAGAUUUGAAUGUAAUCAUUUUAGAAUUCUGUCCUUAAUAAUUUCAAUAUUUUAUGUACUUAAAAUGUAUGGUACUUAAAACAGGCGAUUUGUGUGCUCGCAUUUAUGGAACAAUUUGGAAAUCCUAUACAGAUUCGUUAAUUUGUAUGAGUUUUGGAUUAUUUUGCAAACUUUAUAGUUUAACAUUUCAAAAUUAAUUUAUAUGUGGGACCACAUGGAAUUUUCUGGUUAUAUAUAAAAAUACACAUUUGCAAUAUGGUUCGACUGAGGGAAUUCUAUAAUACGACUGUGUGCAACGUAGCUCAUUAAGAUCAAAAUUAAUCAUACUCUAGAUUUUGAAUUAUUUUGAAAAGCCCAUGGCUAUUCAAUAAAUCUUUCAAACCAUGUAUAAUCUUCAAUUUUUUGUAAGCAUUUCAACACUACUUGGAUAACACAAUGGUUUUUAAAAGACAGAUAUUCAUAAUUUUGGCAGACAGUAAAAGUGACCAAGUAUCUCUCGUCUUGGAGCUAACUGUAGGCCUAUUAUAAUGAAAGAGCAAAUGUGAUUGGCCAGAUCAAUGCGACAAUCAAAGAACAUCCGAUCCGCGGCUUAUCACGUGACAGGGUCACGGUCAAGCAUCUGACAUCUGAUUGGAUAAAGCGAGGUGACAAUCAGCCAAUGAACAUCUUUGCAUUGCAACCGCUAAUUGCAUCAAAUAUUAAUCAAUGUAGAACAUAUUAGACCAAAUAUGCUUUCAUCCGUAAUUUUUUUUUUUCAAAAAAAGGCGGGACGAUUGGUAUAAAAUUCUAAUGUAAUUAAACAAUCGAAUCUAGGGUUUGUGUACACUUUACGAUGUAAGAUUUUACAAUACUGUUAUCUGUAUAUGAAAAGCGAAGAUGUCAAUUAUAUAUAAAUACCGUUUGAAAUAAAACUUUAAGGGUCUUUAUGUCUGGAAA